Messenger RNA from Musa acuminata AAA Group (dessert banana), 2657 nucleotides. RefSeq names its product NAC domain-containing protein 96-like. Lineage: Eukaryota; Viridiplantae; Streptophyta; Magnoliopsida; Zingiberales; Musaceae. Gene Ontology annotation, molecular function: DNA binding. The transcript is spliced from 7 exons. The record is from RefSeq and is a predicted model, not a curated record. Gene Ontology annotation, biological process: regulation of DNA-templated transcription. The coding region runs from base 64 to 1320 and encodes 418 amino acids.
CUCUCCACAUGAUCGGAUUCGUGUACUACAGAAGCACCCGUCGCACUUGCCUGGUGACUAGGGAUGGAAGAGGAUUGGAGGGGUGGGAUGGUCGUUCUCUCCGCGAAAUCGCUGCCCUUGGGCUUCCGGUUCCGUCCGACGGACGUGGAGCUGGUGAAUCACUACCUCAAGGGCAAAAUUAGCGGCAGGAUCAAGUCGGAGGUCGAGGUCAUCCCCGAGAUAGAUGUCUGCAAAUACGAGCCGUGUGAUCUUCCCGGUGAUCUUCCAUUCCCCCGCCCUCAAUUCGUGUCUUGCUGCGGAAGCUUUACCUUUGUUUGCGUCUGUGAUAAAUCAUUGACCAAAUCAGUCGAUUCGGAGUGGUUCUUCUUCGCACCGAAGGACAAGAAGUAUCCGAACAGCAACCGUUCCAACCGGGCUACUGAGGCUGGGUAUUGGAAACCCACGGGGAAGGAUCGGAUGAUCAAGUCCGGGUCAGCUUGUCCUGCAAUUAUAGGCAUGAAGAAGACCCUUGUCUUCCACCUUGGCCGUGCUCCCAAGGGCGUUCGCACUAACUGGAUCAUGCACGAGUAUCGCACACUUGAGUCUGAGUCUGUCUCUGGUGAGCAGGGUGGCUUUGUUCUCUGUCGUUUAUUCAGGAAGCCUGAAGAGAAGACCCCAAUUUUUUAUAAUGAUGAUUUCACCCAAAGAAAUGUUGAUGAGAUGGAGAGUAGUGGCUUGUUUGCUCCAGCAACACCUUCACCAGGAGAGACACUCCAUGGAGUAGAGGCUACAGAGGAAGUUGUGACACCAUUGAACCAAAAAAAUUUGGGAUCUGAUUUGCAAGAGAUUUUACAGCCUUUGCCUCUGAAAACUAAUGUGCAACCAUCAGGUGUUAAUGGGCUGGCAGCAGAUAAGACUGAUAUCACGAGAAGCUAUCCUUUAAAGCCAGAAGAGUCUCAUUGCAAUGACACUAUUGUUUCGGAUGCCGCUAAUCAUGGAACUGUUUUGGGAUCUGAGGAUGCUUUUCUGGAUUAUUUAGCACAAUACUUUGGCCCAGAGUAUGACACGCUUGGCCCUGAUGAUUACCGUCUGAGUUCCACGGUACUAUCUUUUACGGGGAACUCAUUUGAUGCUCUUCAUCAUGAAUGUCUGCAGGAGCUUAGUCAAUUUGACAACAUUGGACAGGAUUCUGUCACUGAGUUUUUAAAUGCAAUGCUUUGUGAUCCAGAGGAAUGUUCCCCUGAGGUAUCAAAUGCCCCAAGAGGUUUCCUAACUGAGUUUGAACCAGAUAAUCAGAUCUGUGUGACCAGGAAUGAUUCCCCCUGGGAUUCACCACUCUGAUAAAGAAACUGAAGCUACUGUUUUUGAGGUACCUUAGAGGAACAUGGUGUUUUCUGGAGGAACCAACAGUCUGCCCAUUUGUUCAAGCAAUUCUUUGCGGAAGAACAGUUAUAUUGUUCCUACGAGACAAGACAUGAGUCAGUUUUCUGUGUUUUCCAAUCAGAAUUCGAGCCUAAAUGUUUGCUCAAUGGUCUCUGCUGCAACGAAUCAAGAAAAAACCAAUAUGGGUAACUCUGACAGAGCUGGAAUCCAUAUCGAAGCUUGCAAGAAUUUGUCAGGCUCUGAUAACUUGAUUGAACAGCCAGGCUUGUCAAGGAACCCGUUUACAAAAGCUCAUUCACGAUGGCUCUGUCCCCAGAACUGAUCAUGCAGUAAGCAGUACGAUUGAUGAUAUGGUCAAAACAGUGGUCCCUGACUGAGGUUAGAAAACAUUCAUUCGGAGCACCAAUUUGAUGAAAAAAAAUCAGCUUCUGAUCUUACUGCCAGUAUCAGUACUGAGGACAUCCCUUCUCGUGAUAAUACAAAUUCUACUGAGAUAAGGUCCUCUUCUCCUGAGAUCUAAGAUUCCAAACCCGAGUUGAUGUUGAGAACAAGAUGGAGACAUAAGAAUGAGGAUAAAAUCAGCAGCCAGUCUACGGAUGCAAUGGCAAUUAGAGCUAGACAUACUCGACUAUUACAAUCACAUUGAUUCUAUCAGCAGUACUUCUUUUAUUAUUCCUUGGAUUACAAUCAGGUGCCUGAGCUCCUGAGAACAGAAUCAACUCUUGGUCUUUGCAAAAUUUUCAGUCUUGGAACAUGUAAAGUUUACAGCUCCGCAACAGAGCGUUCAGCAGCCCAUCCAGGGAGCUACUUUGAAGCUAUUUCUGGCUGUGAAGGAUGAAGGUAUCUGACCAAAUGAAAAGAAGCAGAGACUCUGUAGAGACACAUCAGAGGUGGCUUCUUGGUACUGAUGUCGAAGCACUCGACUCUCCGAGGUGUGCUCUACUACACAGUAGUUAAUAAUUCUGCAUGGGUUUACUUUAACCACCUGCACUGCACACUACCUUAUGGUGAUGGCACAUUUGAUGGUUGUAUCAUCUUGUACCAUGGUGUUGUAUCGCCUCCCAGACCUGUUAUGUUAAUAGUCUAGAAUGGAUAGGGCAGAAACAGGCAGAUCCACUUGCUUUGUUUUUUUAGUCCGGCCCAUAAGUGGGAUUGUACCGGAUAAUAAGGGCAUUGAGCUUAAAUCUAAUCAAUUAUUAAAAAAAAAAAGAUUCGCGCGCAGCGUGAGAAUUGGGCGGCUAAGUUUCAUCGACUUUGACUUAAAUUUUUUUUUAUGUGAAGAAUUUUUGUAAUAA